Aspergillus heteromorphus CBS 117.55 is the source of this 975-nucleotide messenger RNA. Its product is annotated as lipase family protein. The record is from RefSeq and is a predicted model, not a curated record. Bases 49 to 975 code for a protein of 308 amino acids. The transcript has 3 exons. NCBI's taxonomy places the organism in Eukaryota, Fungi, Ascomycota, Eurotiomycetes, Eurotiales, Aspergillaceae. Gene Ontology annotation, biological process: lipid catabolic process.
GGGGUCUUCGAUCUUUUGAGACAGGCAUCCACGCUCACACUCACCACUAUGUACCUCCUGAAACCUUUUUUGGUGGCCUUAUCCGCUAUCACCGCCUGCGAGGCUUUCCCAGCCCUGCAGACAAGAGACAUUACAACCGAAGCCCUCAGUUCCUUCGAUUUCUGGGUGCAAUAUGCCGCCGCUUCGUACUGCGAGCCUAACUAUGUCGGCAAGGCCGGUUCGAAAUUGACCUGCUGGGCGAAAAACUGUCCGAGCGUUGAAGAAUCUGAGACGAGUAUUAUGAUGGACUUUUCCAAUACCACCAAUACCGAUACCUCCGGCUACCUCGCCAUCGACGUCACCCACAAAGCCAUUGUCCUCGCCUUCCGAGGCUCUUACUCUGUUCGCAACUGGCUUGCCGAUGCCACAUUCAUUUACACCAACCCCAACCUAUGCAGUGGUUGUGAGGCGGAACUGGGCUUCUGGAGCUCCUGGAUCAACGUACGCGCCAACAUCACAACAGCCCUCGCAGAAACAGUCACCCAAUAUCCCGAUUACUCGCUGGUCGUGGUGGGCCACAGUCUUGGUGCCGCGGUCGCAACACUCGCAGCUGCAGACCUGCGCGAACAGGGCUACGUGGCGACUCUAUACGCCUUUGCCUCGCCUCGCGUGGCAAACCCCACACUGGCGAAGUACAUCACCAACCAGAACAAGGGCGCGAACUUCCGCUUCACGCAUACUACAGACCCGGUGCCCAACUUGCCUUUGCAGUUGAUGGGAUAUGCCCAUGUCAGUCCGGAAUAUCACAUCACCGCCCCCAACAAUGCGACGGUCAAUGCCAGCGCGGUUGUCGUCUACCAGAAUGGUGAUGAUCCCAAGGGCAACACCGGUGCUCUUGGAAUUCCAGACCUUCUUACCAUCGAUGCCCAUCAUUGGUACUUUGAGCGCACUGAUGGAUGUCUCGGACCUGGAAUGCCAUUCAAACGAUCGAACUAA